Puntigrus tetrazona (Sumatra barb) is the source of this 1418-nucleotide messenger RNA. RefSeq lists its product as uncharacterized. The transcript has 5 exons. NCBI's taxonomy places the organism in Eukaryota, Metazoa, Chordata, Actinopteri, Cypriniformes, Cyprinidae. Bases 81 to 485 code for a protein of 134 amino acids. The record is from RefSeq and is a predicted model, not a curated record.
CACACUCACUCACAUGCUGCAGUCAUUCAGAGGCACAGCGUGGAGGCUGCACAUACACACAUCAACACGUUUAGAGCGACAUGGCAAGACUACCUCACCGCUGUGUGAUGAUAUCAGUGUGUUUGGCAGGAGCUCUUCUACUGCUGCCGCUCUGCUUGGGUGUUGGUGAUGAUCAGUAUAAUUUUGAUUACGAUUCUACUCAAAACCCCGAGUAUGACUACAACUCAACAUUUGAGUAUUCAUUCUUCAGCAAUGCCAGCAGUGAAGAACUAGAAAAGUUUUUGAUGGGAAGAGAUACAGAGACAGAGACAGAGACAGAGACAGAAACAGAAGCAGAACCAGGAAGAGAAACAGUUGGAGAUGUGCAUGAAGAAAAGCCUACUCGGCCCACGGUCUUUAACACGAACCAGGCAUCUCAGCCAACGCCUGUGUGUUUCCUUCUAACUUUGGUUCUGAUGGUUCAUCCGCUGCUCAGAAUACUAUAGCAGACACACUGCACGUUACAGGACCCUCCUACACAAUCUGAACAGAAGUCCAGAAAGAAGAAGAGCAGAUGAACAGAUAACCUGAACGAAAGGCAUGUGGACAUCCAGUACAGACAGACACACACGUGCUCGUGCACUCACAAGAGCUCAAGACAACGUUGGAUCCAUGACAAGACACAUUGUUCGCUAUUCUUUGUCACCGCUAAACAUGCGCACAGAGUUCAGAGGUCUCGUAGGCUGGAUACAUGGAGUGGAAUGUGAAUGUGAAACACGGCUAAACUAAAUGACAGGUUCGUUUGCGGGGUUUUUGUUCAGCUUGUGACUCGGAGGAGGUGAUUUGAGAAGCCUGAAUAACAAAGAAACCGACAAAAACAAGAUCUUUCUAUUUUUUUAAAGCACAGAUGUGCAGGCUGUCCACGGUCACGUAAAACAAUGCAACUUUGUGGCAAUAAUCAAAAGAAUUUGAAUACAUUUGUCUCAGACUUUGUCUGUUUAAGCAUAUUUGUUUGUCUAUAAUGUGCACGUCCUUUGACUGUCAUGACAAAAAUAAAUGUGUCAAAGAUGUAAAUUGAGAAAGAAGAACAUCAGACAUCUGUGUUACACAAAGUACGAUUUUAAUAUGGCAAUUUUAUCUUACGCAAACUAACUCGGAUUCAUGUUAUGUUUGGGGAAUUGUAGAAACAAGUUUGAAGUUUUACAAUUAGACUGAGCUUUUCUAGUCAUUUUAUACAUCAUGACCUCUUGCAGAUAUUACAUGUAGGCACUUUCCUUCGCCGCUGCACUUCUAAGCCUCACUAUUUCUUCAGUAAUCGAGCACAUUUUUUUAUUUUUCUUACAAAUAAGAAGGGUGAUUUACACCAAAAUGCACAUUGUGAGCCAGGUGAGCUUUUCUAUGUGUUGUUAUCAAUACUGAAUAAAUAUUUUUUCAAGUAA